UUCACUGCCGGUUCAGGUUUCACUCGUCUCUCGCAGUUGUUGCCGUUGUUUAACCUGGGCAUGGCCACUAUAACAACCCCAGCGCUACCCGUUUGCCGUGCUGCCUGUGCAGAGAGACCAUGGAGUACCGGCGACCGCUGCGUCUGCUCUGCAUCAUGUUCUUUGCUGCCUGCGCCUUGUUCGCGCAAUGCGGUGGAGCAAGGCAGCUGAGAUCAGAGGAGCUGCUGCUGCUUGAUCACUACUCCUUUUCUGACCCCUACUACAGCACGCCCAUCAUGCCUCCCUACGGCGACGCAUUUGCACCGCCGAACCCUCCCCCUCCUCCUGCUUCUCCAAACUGCGUCCUCACUCCGGAGGCACCAUCGCCGCCGGCGUCCACCGUUCCGGCACCGGCGUUCAGCUACUCCUCUCCGCCACCCCCGGCAGCACCGGUGUACUACUACCCUCCGCCGUAUCUCAGCCCACCAGAAAUCAGCCCAAGCCCACCACCGACGGGUACGCCGCUUCCGCCUAUCAUUUACCCAAGCCCACCGGAAGUCACGCCCAGCCCACCGGAGAUCUCACCGUAUCCGAGCCCGAGCCCUCCGGAAAUCAGCCCAAGCCCACCACCGACGAAUACGCCGCUUCCGCCUAUCAUUUACCCAAGCCCACCAGAAGUCACGCCCAGCCCACCAGAGAUCGUGCCGUAUCCCAGCCCGCCGGAGAUCUCACCCUAUCCAAGCCCAAGCCCGCCGGAAAUUGCACCGUACCCCAGCCCGCCAGAAGUACCACCCAGCCCACCAGAAAUCUCACCGAGCCCACCUGAAAUUGUGCCGAGCCCACCGGAGUACGCGCCGGAGCCACCAGCCUACGUCCCGAGCCCACCGGAGUACGCGCCCGAGCCACCAGCCUACGUCCCGAGCCCACCGGAGUACGCGCCCGAGCCACCGGCCUACGUCCCGAGCCCACCGGAGUACGCGCCGGAGCCACCAGCAUACGUGCCGAGCCCGCCAGAGUACGCACCGGAGCCGCCGGCGUACGUGCCGAGCCCACCGAUCUACGCGCCGUAUCCACCAGGGAUCGUCCCGGGCCCGCCGGAGUACGUGCCGGAGCCGCCGGGGGUCGUACCGUCCCCGGGAGGCUUCCUGCCGCCGGUGGUGUUCCCGCCUCCGUUCGCGUCGCCGUCGCAGGGGAAAAUGGGCGGGACGUGGUGCGUGGCGAAGCCGUCAGUGCCGGGGCCGGUCAUGCAGCAGGCCAUGGACUACGCGUGCGGCUCCGGCGCGGACUGCGACUCCAUCCAACCGUCGGGCCCGUGCUUCCGGCCGGACACCAUGCUGGCGCACGCCUCCUACGCCUUCAACAACUACUGGCAGCGCACCAAGGCCAACGGCGCCACCUGCGACUUCGGUGGCGCUGCCAUGCUCAUGACCAAGGAUCCGAGCUACGAUGGCUGCCAUUACAGUUUGAUGUGAUCCAACCAACAGGGAUAUUUUGUGUAGUUGCGCUAUGCUUUGUUUCAGUGACAUUUCCCUUAGCUCUGAACUGUGAAGGGCUCUGGAAGCUCGACUGCAUUUUCUGACAUCCAGAGGGACUAGAGAUAUAUGAUGCUCUGAUGUGACUAGGGAACUUGCAGUUGAUUACUGAUUUUGUGCAGGGUAACAUACUCGACUCAUCCUAUUUAGAAAGAGUCCUCUAAUUUCAUUGUGGCAAACCCAAUAAAUAAAGUAUCAGGUGAAGGCACAACUAACUGU
Phragmites australis (common reed) is the source of this 1730-nucleotide messenger RNA. Its product is annotated as extensin-like. NCBI's taxonomy places the organism in Eukaryota, Viridiplantae, Streptophyta, Magnoliopsida, Poales, Poaceae. The transcript is spliced from 3 exons. Bases 120 to 1451 code for a protein of 443 amino acids. The record is from RefSeq and is a predicted model, not a curated record.